AUGCAAUGCAGAGUGUUUAGUUUGGCUCUCCUGUGUUUAUUAGGUUAUACUCGAGCUAAGUUACAUCGCCCCAACCAUUGCACACACGGCGAUAUGAUGGUAAAGUGUAUACCAGUUUGUCCCAGGAUCUGCUCGGACUUUCUCUAUAGACAAAGGUGCAUCCCCAAAAAAUGCGAGCGAGGGUGCGCCUGUCCAAAGGGUUGGUUGCGACUCAAACAUAACCAAGGAAGAUGUAUAACGCGCAAGCAGUGCACGCGAUAUAUCAUAGAGUAAUAGAUUUCCAUAGGAAAAACUGAACUAAUGCCUGUUUGCUGCCCUUUUCUAACAUUUAAAUUGUGUAAAUGCGAGCAGAAGAAACUCUGACGACAAUAACAAUGAUUUGCA
Molecule: messenger RNA, 384 nt
Organism: Drosophila mauritiana
Lineage: Eukaryota; Metazoa; Arthropoda; Insecta; Diptera; Drosophilidae
Product: von Willebrand factor
Exons: 2
Coding region: 1-273 (90 amino acids)
Source: RefSeq, a predicted model, not a curated record